CGAACAAAGAGCGCGGCGAAGAGUGAAUGAGAGGUUGGAGUUUGACGGUGUUUGGCAGUUUGAGAGUAAAAAAUGGCGAAAAUGGUGCUAAAAACGAAAUAUAUUAACGAAGAAGCUGCAGACCUGUGCACUCGGCGUGCAAGUGAUGACUCAGGGGCAGAGGUAUCAGAGGAAGACAGUGAAAUCUCCUCUGAUGACUCUGUGGCAGAGGCAAUGUUUCUCGGGGGAGAAGACAUUACUCUUGACCAGCAACCAUCUGAAGAAGACUCAGAUGUGGAAUGGGAGCCAGAUAGUUCUCCUGCAGGCAAGCGGCCUAGAGAGGAGCAGGACAGUAGUUCCUCAGGAGAGGAGCAACCUACCCCAACUUCAAAGAGAGGUUCUACCACUCCCAGCAGAAGAUCAGGAGGCAGAGGACCAGGGAGAGGAAGGCGGAGGUGGAGAGUCGUUGCAGCAGGAGCCAGGACCAGUCAGACAGGUUUGUCAACCAGCCCUGAAGAGAAAUGGAAUGAUGUUGACGAGCCAGAUAUCACACCACCACAGCCCACCUUCAGACCCAUCCGUUCACCUGGACCCCAGCUCAUACGUACAGCCACUUACACAGCCCUGCAGCUUUUCCAGCUUUUUUUCACAGACACUGUUAUAAAGACAAUUACCCAAAACACAAAUGACUAUGGCUCCACUCACCAUUCAACACCCUCCAACCCGUGGAUUAAUAUAACGGUGAAGGACAUGUUGGCUUUCAUGUCUUUGAUCAUCUACAUGGGUAUAGUAAAAUGCACUGCAUUUACCGAUUACUGGCGAGGGGGUAAAUUGUACAGCCUCCCAUUCCCAAAACAAAUAAUGACUGGAAAGAAGUUCCUCAGGAUCUGUCAGUCCCUUCACCUCAGCAGCUUGGUGGAUGAUGCUGCUAACGAGCAGAGGAGAGGCACACCAGCCUUCGAUCGCCUCGCCAAAACAAAGCCACUCUACUUGGAGAUGAGGGACGCCUGCAGGAGGAACUAUCAUCCUGGCCAGGAAAUAGCUAUCGAUGAGCGAAUGGUUGCCUCCAAAGCCCGCAUUGGGCUAAAACAAUAUAUGAAACGUAAGCCUGUUCGCUGGGGAUACAAACUCUUCGUUCUGGCGGACUCCAGGAACGGUUACACGUGGGACUUUUUUGUCUACGAGGGAAAGUACCAUGGAAACAGUGGGAAGGGACUCAGUUAUGACUCAGUGAUGGAGCUUAUUGACAUAAAGUUGCUGGGCACCGGCUAUAAGCUCUUUGUUGACACUUUUUACACAAGUCCAGCCCUUUUCCGUGACCUCCUUCAAAUAAAGGUCUGGGCGUGUGGGACCAUCCGCACAAACAGAAUUGGCUUCCCAACGGCCAAAAACAACAGUCUGGUCUCAAAAUCUCCCCGCGGCAGCAUACGCUGGAUCAGGAAGGACUCCCUCCUCUUUGUCCAGUGGCGAGACACGAGGGACGUCUUCAUGUGUUCAACACUCCACACAGCCCAUUCCGAUGACACAGUACAAAGGAGGGUCAAAGAUGCAGAUGGGCAAUGGCAGAUGAAGGACGUCUCAAUUCCACCAGCGGUGAAGGAGUACAACCGGUGUAUGGGUGGAGUGGACCUGUCUGACGCCCUGAUUGGGUACUACAAAGUCCUCCACAAGACCCAGAAGUGGUACAAGACCUUCUUCUACCAUUUCAUGGACACUGCGAUUGUGAACGCCUUCCUCCUCCACAAAGAAAUUGCAAAAGGUAAAGGAGAGACACCUCUGCACCAGAAGGCGUUCAGAGAGACCCUAGCCAAGGAGCUGGGAGAGGCUUCCUCCACACCCAAACCCGCUCCACGCGGAGCACAUCACAAACCAGUGCAUAUCACUGCGCACAGCUCCAGUGGUCGGCUGAAGUGCAGGCAUUGCUAUGCAAAGACACCAGUGAAAUGCUCCUUCUGCGAUGUGCCUUUGUGCUUUGUCCCAAGUCGUGACUGCUAUAAUGACUGGCAUGUUGCUAACAACCUAUAAUAUGUUAUAUUUCUAACAUAAUGGAAAUAGGUUGCUGUGAGUUUGCUGUGUAAAAGUUAAGUAUUAUGUUUACAUUUCAUAUAAAAAA
This is a messenger RNA of Epinephelus fuscoguttatus (brown-marbled grouper), 2092 nucleotides long. Its product is annotated as piggyBac transposable element-derived protein 4-like. The record is from RefSeq and is a predicted model, not a curated record. Lineage: Eukaryota; Metazoa; Chordata; Actinopteri; Perciformes; Serranidae. Bases 73 to 2004 code for a protein of 643 amino acids. The transcript has 3 exons.